UGAAGUUGCCUACCGAGGGUAUAAAUAGCCGUUGUAAUGGCCGGCGAUGCAUUCGUUUGACGAUUUUCGGACGGAGGUGUCGUAGUUGUUAGCGAAAGCUCCAUUACUUGCUUUAGCCAACUAUCUAUCAUCCUACGUCCAUUUUUUUUACUUCUUUUUUAAGAAUUUUGAAAGUUUUCUUUACAUUACAAAAUGCGUGAAUGUAUCUCAGUUCAUGUUGGACAAGCUGGUGUCCAGAUUGGUAAUGCGUGUUGGGAAUUAUAUUGUCUGGAACAUGGCAUCCAACCUGAUGGACAAAUGCCAUCUGACAAAACUAUUGGUGGAGGAGAUGAUAGUUUCAAUACAUUUUUUAGUGAAACUGGUGCAGGAAAACAUGUACCUAGAGCAGUUUUCAUUGAUUUGGAACCCACAGUAGUUGAUGAAGUACGUACUGGUACUUAUCGUCAGUUGUUUCAUCCAGAACAAUUGAUUACGGGUAAAGAAGAUGCAGCUAACAAUUAUGCUCGUGGUCAUUAUACAAUUGGAAAAGAAAUUGUAGAUCUUGUAUUAGAUAGAAUACGUAAAUUGGCUGACCAGUGUACUGGUCUUCAAGGUUUCCUCAUCUUUCAUUCUUUUGGAGGUGGUACUGGUUCUGGUUUCACUUCUCUUUUGAUGGAACGUCUUUCUGUAGACUAUGGCAAGAAAUCAAAGUUGGAAUUUGCUAUUUAUCCUGCUCCACAAGUUUCUACUGCAGUUGUUGAACCAUAUAAUUCAAUUCUCACCACACAUACCACUCUUGAACAUUCCGAUUGCGCAUUUAUGGUUGACAAUGAAGCCAUUUAUGAUAUUUGUCGCCGUAAUUUAGAUAUUGAAAGACCUACUUAUACUAAUUUAAAUCGAUUAAUUGGCCAAAUUGUAUCCUCCAUUACAGCUUCUUUGCGAUUUGACGGUGCAUUGAACGUUGAUUUAACUGAAUUCCAGACAAAUUUAGUACCUUAUCCCAGAAUUCAUUUCCCCUUGGUAACCUAUGCACCUGUUAUUUCUGCAGAGAAGGCAUAUCAUGAACAACUCUCUGUAUCAGAGAUUACGAAUGCGUGUUUUGAACCAGCAAACCAAAUGGUGAAAUGUGAUCCUCGCCAUGGAAAAUACAUGGCCUGUUGCAUGUUAUAUAGAGGUGAUGUCGUACCCAAAGAUGUAAAUGCAGCGAUCGCCACUAUAAAAACAAAACGUACUAUUCAAUUUGUUGAUUGGUGCCCAACUGGAUUUAAAGUUGGUAUUAAUUACCAGCCUCCAACUGUGGUACCUGGUGGUGAUCUUGCCAAAGUACAACGUGCUGUUUGCAUGUUGUCAAACACAACCGCUAUUGCGGAAGCUUGGGCUCGUCUUGAUCAUAAAUUCGAUUUGAUGUAUGCUAAACGUGCAUUUGUCCAUUGGUAUGUUGGUGAAGGUAUGGAAGAAGGUGAAUUUUCUGAAGCACGUGAAGAUCUUGCAGCUCUUGAAAAAGAUUAUGAAGAAGUUGGUAUGGAUUCCGCUGAAGGUGAAGGAGAAGGUGCCGAAGAAUAUUAAAUAAUUCGAGUAUUAUGAUUGUUUUGAUAUAUAUAUAUAUUUUUUUUUUUUUUUUUGGUAAUAAAGAGACAGAUUGUCAUGAGCAACAA
Messenger RNA from Apis dorsata (giant honeybee), 1634 nucleotides. RefSeq names its product tubulin alpha-1 chain-like. The record is from RefSeq and is a predicted model, not a curated record. Gene Ontology annotation, cellular component: microtubule; cytoplasm. Gene Ontology annotation, biological process: microtubule cytoskeleton organization; mitotic cell cycle. The coding region runs from base 193 to 1545 and encodes 450 amino acids. Gene Ontology annotation, molecular function: structural constituent of cytoskeleton; GTP binding. NCBI's taxonomy places the organism in Eukaryota, Metazoa, Arthropoda, Insecta, Hymenoptera, Apidae. The transcript is spliced from 3 exons.